GCUAUGUUUACAGCCAGCCUGACGAGCGACAGCUUCAGCUUCAGCUGUGAGCUAUUAAAAACCCUCAGACCCCACAGCUGAACACAAACCAGUACUGAGGGACUGGAGAUACAAGGAAAGAUCACAGCAACCCAGUUAUACCAUCUAUACCAUCUUUACCAUCUAUACCAUCUAUACCAUCUAUACCAUCUUUACCAUCUUUACCAUCUAUACCAUCUAUACCAUCUAUACCAUCGAUAUCAUCUAAACUACAGGACAAACCAGCUGAGAUCCUGAGACCUCUAACUUCUGUCUGUCUACAAUUCCUGAGUUUUAACUGAUGGCCUAAUAAAUUAUCAACACAAUGGAGAGCAGUGUGAAGACGGGCGUGACGGUGGUUCUGCUGGUGCCGGCGGUGGUGCUGGUGACUGCAGGGAUAUUUUACCUGUAUGGAGUGAUACUGCGGAUGCUGAGGAAAACAACAGUGCGGAAUAAAGUAGUGCUAAUAACAGACUCAGCGUCAGCUCUGGGGAACGAGUGCGCAAAACUGUUCCACAAGGGUGGAGCUCAGCUGAUCCUCUGUGGGAAGAGCUGGGAAAAGCUAGAAGAUCUGGCAGAACAGCUGGCAAACGAAUCAGAUCCAACUUUAACGUUCCCUCCUAAGUUAGUGGAGCUGGAUUUCAGUGAUACGGAGUCUCUGCCGGACGUGGUCUCGGAUGUUCUGGACUGUUACGGCUGUCUGGACGUGCUGAUAUUUAACAGCAGUAUGAAGGUGAAGGCUCCGGCACACACACUGUCUCUGGAGAUAGACAGGCUGGUGAUGGAUACUAACUACUUUGGACCCGUCACUCUGGCUAAAGGAGUCCUGCCCUCCAUGAUCAGCAGAAGAUCUGGACACAUCCUCCUGGUGAACAGCAUCCAGGGGAAACUCACCGUACCGUUCCGUACCACCUACGCUGCUUCUAAACAUGCAGUGCAGGCUUUCUUCGACUGUCUCAGAGCUGAAGUUCAGGAGUACGGAAUCUCCGUCAGCACCAUCAGCCACACCUUCAUCACCACAGCUCCAUCCUCCAUACAGUCCACAACCAGCACCUCCAGCAACUCCAACACCUCCAAAUCCAUCCUGUCAGAUCUCUCCAGACAGCAGCAUCACGGCGUCUCGGCGGCGGAAAUGGCCGGAGAACUUCUGAGAACCCUGAGCAGCAAAAACAACGAGAUCAUCAUGGCCAACUUUCUCUCCAGAGCUGCCAUCUACGCCAGAUCCUUCUGCCCCAACUUCUUCUUCUCUGUGAUUUCAGCCGGAGUGAGGAACGCUGGAGAUAUGGAGUGAUGGACACUGAUACUACCUGACUCUAUAUAAACCUGUCUAUAUAAAACUAAUAAAAUCCAUCAGUCUGUAAAUACUGGAUACAAACUAGGUUAUUUUGGGUUAAACAAAUAGCUGCACCCAGAAGGAAUCAGUUAUCUUACAGUCUAUUAUCGUUUAAACAGCAGCAGAGCUUCUGAAUAUAUCUACACUGAUGGGCGUGGUGUUCUGGAAAUGAGGUGUGUUCAGGUACAUUUCUGGAGUUUUAUCUUGUUUAUCUUGGUAACAGAAAACACAGGAGCUCCACUGACUGAAUACAACCUAGACAGACGCCAACAGUCAGACGUUCAUCGCUAUCUCGGUAACACAGGCGCUGUGCCGAGCCGAGCGUACACCCCCACUUAUUACACACACAUGAACACACAGCAGCACAAACCCAACUUUUACAUCAACAAUAAACAGAAUAGUAAAUAAAAUAACAUUGCUGUUCCCGUAAAUGAGCUGCUGGAGCUCCUUCACAGCGUCAACCAGCAGCUCAGUUUCCUCUGCUGAGAAGAGUUUGUUGAACACGUCCAGGUAGCUGCACCGUUACAAUAGCAAUCCACCAAAGACAGAGCUCACCUGAUCUACUCUUAAAGAGAAUGAUGAGCAAGAGACACUCUGAUUGGUUUAUUAUUUCACAUUACGCCCAAAAUUAUUAUCAACCACACCCAUGAUUAAUUUAGAGAAUUAGUACAUGACUUUUGCAUGUUUUGAUACGCGCAAGGCUUAUGUACUUUUCCCGUCAUUACGAUAGCAAAGACACACUGACAUAAACACCCUAAAUCAAGCUGCAUGAUGCACGAGUGACUCACCUAUAAAUCACUUAAACCUUUACUUUUCAUUAUGGGAACUUUAAUAACCCAAAGUGAUGUUAAUGAACACUGAAAACCCUGGUCUCUAUUCCAUAUAACUCCAAUCCCAAACUUCACUUCCUUCUGGGUGCAGAUAUUUAAUUUAAUUUUUGAUUAUGGUGUAUAAUAACAGUUUAAUUGUAUGUGUAAUGUAUGCGUAAGUUAUUAUAGUAGAGGGAUGUGAGUAGGGUCAUUUUGUGAGAUGGGAUUGUAGGUUGUAUUGGUUUGAGGAGAGAAGCUGGAAAACUUUGGGGAAAAAGGAAAAUAGGACAGAAUUAAGAGAGAAUUGAGUCAGAAUUUGAGGAUGAAUCUGAAAGUUACAGAUAGAGGAUAAGCUACACUAUAUUACUAAAAAUAUCACAUGAAGUUUGGAGGUGUGUAGUGAUGAACUCUGAAGCUACAUGAUCUUGAUGGUAAACAAAUACUUUUGGUAAUAUAGCGUACGAUAUUGAAAGGUUGGGGUCAUGUAUCGCAAACUUUUGGCUAUAAACCUACUUUCUCUUUAGUAAGAGAAUUAAAUAUGCGUCAUGGCUGGGCCUUCCAGCAUGACAAUGACCCAAGAAACACCCGAGACCCAUUCACUUAUGUGACUAAAACACCUGAAUUCAAUUAUUUGGAUGGUGAUCAAAUACUUUUGGUAAUAUAGUGUAAAUAAACAUGAAGGCUACAACAGUUACAAUCAGUUGUAUUGUUUAUUUAAAGUAAAAUGAUGGUAAAAUGUAUGAUAGUGUUAAUAUCCAGUUUUUUACAGACAUGCAUCCACUGUCAGUUUUAUUAUUGUUGAGAAAUAAAAGUUAAGUACUAAUGAUAAGUACUGAAAACUUGCAUUUACCAAAAUAAGCAAAUCCUGAGGUCUUAUAAGACCUGUUUUCUGACUAUAUCUGAUUAAUUAUCUUUAAAUAAAUGAUUUGUAGCUUGGUCUUCUCGA
Astyanax mexicanus (Mexican tetra) is the source of this 3106-nucleotide messenger RNA. Its product is annotated as dehydrogenase/reductase SDR family member 7C-B. NCBI's taxonomy places the organism in Eukaryota, Metazoa, Chordata, Actinopteri, Characiformes, Acestrorhamphidae. Gene Ontology annotation, molecular function: all-trans-retinol dehydrogenase (NAD+) activity. Gene Ontology annotation, cellular component: sarcoplasmic reticulum membrane. Bases 344 to 1309 code for a protein of 321 amino acids. The record is from RefSeq and is a predicted model, not a curated record. The transcript is spliced from 8 exons. Gene Ontology annotation, biological process: regulation of release of sequestered calcium ion into cytosol by sarcoplasmic reticulum.